Rhagoletis zephyria (snowberry fruit fly) is the source of this 5320-nucleotide messenger RNA. RefSeq names its product artichoke (gene atk). NCBI's taxonomy places the organism in Eukaryota, Metazoa, Arthropoda, Insecta, Diptera, Tephritidae. Gene Ontology annotation, molecular function: protein binding. The record is from RefSeq and is a predicted model, not a curated record.
CGCCAUACAUAGUACGUGGACGUUGAAUCUAUGAAAUGAAAGGUGAAUUGAGUCAAGGAAACGGAAGUGAAAAUUAUAAGCCAACAGCAUGUGACCAACCGAUUUGAGUUAUUACAACGACAUCAUAACGCCAUGAAGCGCCGACGCAGCAUAAAAAUUCCGUGGGCUGUUGCCACAGCACCGCCGCAGUUGGAAAAUCUCCCUUAUAAAUACGAAUAUCACACCAAAUGCGAUAGUCUAGUCCCCUUGAUGCGCUGUAUGCUGCUGUUAUGGCUGAUCAUGGCCGCAAUUUUGCUGGUAGGCGUUGAAGCGGAAGGCUGUCCACCCUCAGAGGCGAUAUUACCAUGUCGUUGCUCGCUGCGCGGCAAGGAGAUACAAAUAUGGUGCUCUCACAGCAAUUUACCACAAAUAAUGGACGGCAUCAAAGCGGUUGAACGCAACAUUAAAAGUCCUAUCGAUGAAUUGGUGUUGGAAAAUAAUCAGCUGCCGGCAUUACCUGGGCGCUUCUUUGGCACGCUACAGAUUGUGCGUCUUAUGUUGCGCUAUAAUAGCAUCGAGCGCGUCUCCAAUGGUUGGCUGAAUGAGUUGGAGAACCACUUGGUGGAAGUUUAUAUUGUUGAGCCACAAUUGCGGAGCAUACCGGUGGAGAGUUUGAAUGGCAUGAUCAACAUGAUCGCAAUCACCAUACAAUCCGACGAAUUGAAGCAUUUGCCAGACUUCUCGGGUUUACUAAGUCUGACUUAUCUGAGCGUGCAAAGCAAAUCGUUGGCAGAGUUGCAACCACACUGGUUUCGUCAUUUGCCGAAGGUACAAAAUAUUCACAUCAAUGGCGGUCCGCAUUUAAUACGCCUGGAGGCGGGCACUUUCGAUAGUUUAAUUUCGCUGAAGAAUGUCGAUCUAAGUCGCAAUGCACUCAACUGGAUACAUCUGCGCGCACUCAGCCGUCUGCCGAAUUUAGUAAACCUGAAGAUGUCCUACAAUGAGAUUAGUGAUGCGGGCAUGGUGGGGCGAAUUGUCAAGGACCUUGAAAACUUGAAGAAGCUGCGCUUGGAUCACAAUAUUAUCAACAUUGUGGAGGAUGGCUCUUUUGUAGAUUUGCCACACAUGUCAGAGUUGCACUUGAAUGACAAUCGCAUCACCGAGAUACAAUAUGGCGCCUUCUUGCGCACGCCCAUGUUGAAGACCAUCUAUCUGCAUAACAACCACAUACGACGCAUACACCCCGAGUCAUUUUUGCAGGCCUCUGGUAGCGGCGUGGAGACCAUUUACGCAUACAACAACGAAAUUGAGCAUGUCGGCGUGCUGCGUUCAUUGCUUGAAGCUCUGCCGUCGCUCAAAUUUCUGGACAUGAGCAACAAUUAUCUAACUGAUGUGCCAUUUGGCGCGUUGCGUGGUCACGGCACACUGGAGCAGUUGCACCUGAACAACAACCUCCUGCGUACAAUCGAACGUGAUGCGCUGAUGGCAAUGCCAGCUUUACGCGAGCUACGCAUGCGCAAUAACAGUUUGUCCAGCGAGCUGCCAAUGCCUCUUUGGAAUCUGCCUGGGCUCAAGGGUUUGGAUUUGGCAGCAAACAACUUCCGUACCGUGGACUCAUACCUAUUGAGCGGACUACCUUCGCUGCGACGACUAGACUUAAGUGAGAACGGUUUAGUAAAGUUCGACCCUACAACCUUCAUACACAAUCCCAUGUUGGAGACAUUGAACAUAUCAUAUAAUGAGUUGGCUACGAUACACCCAGCUACGUUUCGUAAUUUGAAUAGGCUCUUCGAGGUGGAUGCAAGCUAUAAUUUGCUGACGGACAUCAUACCUGGUCUACCGAAGAUUGUGGAACGUAUUUCGAUGCGCGGCAACACCAUUUCCACACUACCCUUCUCCAUUGGCAAAUCUCUAAGUCUGCCUAAUUUGCGCAUGCUCGACCUGAGCGUAAAUCGUUUGGAACAACUACCAAAGUACGGCUUCCAAGGCAUGCCCCAAUUGCGCGUGCUUAGCCUGGCUAAUAAUAGGCUACGCUCGCUGGAUGACACCGCAUUUAUUGGUGCGGCACGUCUUGAACUCUUGCACCUGCAGGACAAUGGGUUGACAUACAUUGAUGACCGCGCCUUGUUGCCGCUCUCCGAGCUGCGUAAUCUCAACCUACAGGGCAAUAAGUUAGACUCCAUUACCGACAACAUGUUCUCGAAUAACUCGCGUUUGGAACAGCUGGAUCUGUCACGAAAUCUUAUACGAACCAUAGCACCGGCGGCAUUUGAGGCGCAACGUUCACUGGAGUAUCUGGAUUUAUCGAGUAAUGCGCUAUCUGACAUGUCGGUGAGCCUUUCAAAUCUGGUCAAUCUGCACGACAUCGACCUGAGCUACAAUCAUAUUACGCGCGUGCAUGCAGACGUCGUCUCCUCCUGGCGCAGUGUAGUGGAAAUACGUCUCUCCAACAACCUCAUUGUUGAAUUGAAACACGGCACUUUUCGGAAUUUGCCCAAGCUGCAGUAUUUGGACUUGUCGAGUAACGAAAUAAACUCGGUAGAGCCGGGCGCCCUAAAACAUUUGCCAGAUUUGCAAGAAUUUGUAUUGGCGGACAAUAAACUGGUGGAACUGAAAGAUCAUGUUUUUGAAGAUUUACCCAACUUGCUGGCCUCGCACUUCCAAUACAACACAUUGCGUUACAUUUCGCCUGAUAGCUUCUUCAACUCACCGUCGAUGGUAUUCUUAAAUUUGUCAAACAAUAAUUUUCAUAAUAUGGAAAAUAUAGGACUGCGCACAAUGCGGAAUCUCGAGGUAUUAGAUCUGUCGACGAAUGGUGUACGCAUGGUUAAUACGAUGCCAUUGAAAUUAUUAAAUUGGUUGGUCGAGUUGAAGAUGGACAACAAUGAGAUAUGCAAGAUUCAAGGCGGUCCCUUCGAAACGAUGCCGCGGCUUCGAGUGCUCUCAAUGCGCAACAACCGGCUCCGCACAAUCAAGGAACGCACUUUCCGUAACUUACGUGGCAACAUAGCCAUACUGGAUGUGGAUGGCAAUCCCAUCAACUGCUCCUGCGAAAUGCAAUGGCUCUCUGUCUGGCUGCAAGAGACCAAUUUCCCCUACCCUGGUCCAAAAUGUCAAGAUGGACGCCUGUUACGUGCUUCGCGUAUCGACCGAAGUCUCUGCUCCCAAUUCGAGGACACCAACCAGCGUACUGGUACUGCGAGUGGCAGCAGUUUUAGCAGCGACAACUCUAAUCACCUGCCGCUGUUGAACGAACAUGGCGACAUUUUCCAACGCGAUUUUCAGGAGGAUUUCAACGAUGAAUGUGAAGGAAAUACCAUUUCACCUGGCGAACGUCCACUUGCUGGUGAGAGCGAAUACUUCUACGAUCAGUAUGUCGACUAUACACCGUCUAACGAAACGAGCUCGGCUACAGACGCGCCAAGUACGCAUACGAACGCCGCAAGUACCUCAGUGCUGAGUACACAAAAGAAGCCACCCAUUGCUUCAAAUGCUGAUUUGAAUAAUACAAUUUUGAAUACCAACUAUUUCAAGAGACCGCCACCACCACCUGGUGGCACGCAGGCCAGCUCGCCUUUCACAUUUUUUGGUUAUCCCAUACCAGCGCUUAGCUUGGGCCGCUUUUUUGGCACAGGACAGCGUGGACGCAAGGACCGUGGUGAAAAAACUAGUACUACUCCAAUUCGACAAACAACUGCCAGUUCCACUGAAAGCGUCUUAGCGACGCUGCCAGCCACACAUCGAAUGCACACACCGCACAGCAAAGUGCGCAUGUACCAACCGAAUAGCGCUGAGUUCGAGAAGUAUUUGAAUCAGCCAGAUUCUCAAUAUCACGAUGUGUCCGCGCGAAAUCGACAAACUACCACAAUAGCAGCCAGCGCUGACUCCAGCUCAGAUGAGGCGACCAGUAGCGAAGCGCCGAGUAGCGUCUUCAAAACCGCCUUUCGUGUGCCCACAAGCGUUGAGCGUGGCGGCUUUCGGCCGAUAGUGCCAGAGCACGUGGGGGGCUUCAUGCCUGUGCAUGAUCCCUCAAAGCGUCGAGGCGUAGUGGAACCCAUACCCACGCCAACAAAAUACACAAUGAAGCAAACGGAACGCAACUAUGUGCCAAUGAUGCCGGUACAUGCGUCGGAGGGUGAACGCAGGCAACCAAGCGGACUGUCAAACUUAAGGGCGACAGUUGCACCUGUGCCGACUACUGCGCUGACAGCAGAAAAGUCUGCCAGCGAGGAGUUCGAGACGCAAACUUAUUACGUAACCGAAAACUCAAUGGAAUUGACCACACCGGCGCGCCGAAUAACGCCACCAUAUGCGGUGACAACUGCGCCAACAGCCACAACCGUUCGACAACAGACACUGAGGACUACAACACCUAGUGGUGGCAGCGAUUUGUCUGAACCAACUACCACACCAAGCACUUUUUACACUACAACAACACCCAUGAGUUCUAUGGCAGCUACUGCAUCAACUCACGAAAACACAGUAACGCAAGCGCCUACUUACGGUGGUUUCGGUGGGAGUGAUGCAUUCAACACCGCUGAAUUCUACGAUGACCUGGAAGCACAAUCCGUGAGCAUGUUGAAACCACCACCACUCAUCCAAACGACCACAGCGGAGACUAUACUGUUGAUACCACCGCCGGAGGAGCAUGUCGAGCAGAUCAAACGUCAAUCUUGGGUAGCCAAGGCAGCGACAACAACUACAACAACGGCCGAUAGCCUUACAAACGACGAUCAGCCAACUACACCCGCUACUAAUCGUCUGGUAAAUGUAUCGCCACGCCAACCGCGCCCGUCUGCUGGCCGUUCAAUAAUCACCAAAGUGCACACGCCACAAACAUUAAAUCAAUAUCUUCCCACUGCCGAGGAAUAUCAUCGCACAACGCCCCACAAUGAUCAGGCGUAUGUGGGUGCCAGCGCAGCAGGCGAUGAAUUAGCGCUACAACAACAACUGCUAGCGAAUGCACAGAAACGUGACUACAAUGCGCUCGAGGCAUUGGAUGCCGAGUCGGUCGAUACAGCGGCGACAGAAUAUCAGCAAGUGGAGCAUGCAGAUCGCAAAGAAGGCAUGGAUUGGUAUUAUGAGAGUUUUAAGAAGCCACAUCCGGUGGCAGCCGCCGGCAGCAGUUUGCGUAGCAGCGCCGACUUUGUGCGCAAUGCAGGAGCGGCGCGGGUGAGAGCGCGACGUCACGCGAGAUAUGGUGAAGUGGCAGGCAGUUUAAUGGUAGUUUUAUGUUUACUUGCAAUAUUUUUUUAGAGUUAAGCGUAUUUUAAAUGGCGUUUUAAGUUUAUUUUCAUGCAAGUACACUCCGUUUCACUUGAAUAAGAAUAUAUUUUUUUCA